Molecule: messenger RNA, 1761 nt
Organism: Coccinella septempunctata (seven-spotted ladybird)
Lineage: Eukaryota; Metazoa; Arthropoda; Insecta; Coleoptera; Coccinellidae
Exons: 1
Coding region: 1-1761 (586 amino acids)
Source: RefSeq, a predicted model, not a curated record
AUGGAAUAUAUAUAUUCCAUACAAUUGUAUGGAAUAUCGAGGCCCAUCAUCAACCUCUUGGAGCAUCUGAUGAAGACAUGGCGCACGCAGCUGGUAGUGAACACCAAACAAGAGAAUUAUAAGACCGCCGUAAUCAGAAUCAGGAGAGGUAUUUUCCAGGGGGAUACUUUGAGUCCCCUUUGGUUCUGUUUAGCACUGAACCCCCUGAGUAGACUACUAAAAAACCAGAUAUACGGGUACAUUUUACAGAAGGCGAGGAAUAUAAAAAUUAACCACCAGUUCUAUGUAGAUGACCUGAAGCUCUAUGCUGCAAACGAAGAGCAGCUCAAGAAACAACUGAGAAUAGUGGCAGCGUUCUCAAAGGACAUUGGAAUGGAGCUCGGAAUAGACAAAUGCGCCGUGGUUCAUGUUAAGAGAGGCCGGGUACAAGAGGGCACAGGCUUAUCUGUGAUGGAAGACCUCACGAUCCCGCAACUGGGAAGACAAGAAUCCUAUAAGUAUCUCGGAGUGCAACAGGCUCUGGACAUUAAAACCACAGAAAUGAAGAAUACUUACAAAGAAAGGUUCCUCAACAGACUCAAGAAGGUACUCCAGAGUAGGUUGAACUCGAAGGCGAUGUUUGAGGCGGUGAACAUAUGGGCGAUACCUUGUAUUGCUUAUUCUUUUGGUGUGAUCAAGUGGUCCAACUCAGAGCUGAAAGAAAUUGACAAAAGAGCAAGGGCAUUACUUACCAAGCAGGGAAUCCACCAUCCCCACGCGUCCAUGAACAGGUUGUAUGUCCCAAGGCAUGAAGGGGGGAGAGGGCUGCAGAACCUAGAAAUAGUGCACGACAGAACAGUCCGCAGUAUGAGAGAGUACUUCCAAAAAAAGAACUCACCGUUCCAUCGAGCUGUAUGUCAAGAAGAUAACAACCUGAGUCCUCUGAAUUUGGCAGGCCACUUAGAACCAGCGGGACUAACCGCCGAAAUGCUUAUACAGGAGUGGCAUAGUAAAGCACUGCACGGAAGAUACCCUGGAUGCCUGAAAAAUAAUCAAGUUAAGAAAAAAGAGUCGCUUACUUACCUUACAGCCGGAUACCUGUUUCCUGAAACAGAGGGAAGAUUAAUAGCUAUACAGGAUCAAGUUGUCCCAACCAGAUCAUAUAUUAAGAACAUCACCGGACGGAACAUACCAACAGACAAGUGCAGAAAAUGUUCCCAAGUUACCGAGUCGAUUCAACACGUUACAUCAUCGUGCUCUGUACUGGCCCCAGUGGACUACAUGCAGCGCCACAACGCGAUGGCAAAAGUAUAUCAUCAGGCCAUUGCCAAAAAAUACGGACUCAUAACUAAGACAGUGAAGCCCUUCGAAUACUGCCCUAACAACAUCCUGGAAAAUGAAGGAUAUAAAUUGUAUUGGGAUAACUUCAUUACAACCGACAGACCCAUACAACACAACAGGCCCGAUAUUCUGCUGUUCAAAAAGAAAGAGCGAACAAUAGAGAUCCUGGACGUCGCUAUACCGGCUGAUGACAAUAUCCAAAAAGCGUUCGUCGAAAAGCUGACGAAAUACCAUGACCUGGCGUUUGAGAUGAAAACCAUGUACGGCCUAAAAUCAACAUCCAUAGUGCCCUUAGUCAUGUCCACGAAUGGACUGGUGGAGACACACCUGGUGGACAAUACCCUGAAUCUAGGAUUGGACGAAGAGCUGGUGAGUACAGCUCAAAAGGAGGUCAUUCUAGCGAAUACUAAAAUAGUGAGGAAGUUCUUAACGUCCGUUUGA